Molecule: messenger RNA, 832 nt
Organism: Chenopodium quinoa (quinoa)
Lineage: Eukaryota; Viridiplantae; Streptophyta; Magnoliopsida; Caryophyllales; Amaranthaceae
Exons: 2
Coding region: 22-603 (193 amino acids)
Source: RefSeq, a predicted model, not a curated record
CAAACGGUUUCAACUUUCUAGAUGUUGGGUGUCAUUACCAGCUUAUUCUUCUCUUGUUCUUCUCUUGUUGUGGUCCUUAAUUUGUAUAAAUUUAAAACAAUGCGAUAUAUUGUUGAUCAAUCAGUGGAGUUGUCGGCUGAAGAUGGGAGAAUGACAUCAAGUUCCAUCUUGCUGGAUGAUUUAGCUAUUCAUGUUCAUGUCGCAUGGUUCUCGCAUGAUGUGGUUGGACAGCGGAUUGACUCUAAGAUUGGAUUCCCAUCUAGCUUUGAACUCUCAUGGAAUCUUCGUGCUCAUCAGAGUAAGCCAUGGGCAUCUCCUGCCUUGGAGAUUUUCUCUGUCUUUUUUGGUGGAAGAAGUUUUGGUUCAAUUGAGGUUUUAUCAAAUGAUGAUGACAAGAUUUGUUAUAUCUUUAACAGAGAUAAAAAAGAUGCCUUGAUAUUAUCUGAAAAUGAGAAAUCAUUACCUGUAUCAGAUGGUUCCAGAGAUUUUGAUGAUUGUAGUUCAUUACAAAUGAAGUUUAGCAUAAAGGAUACUGAAGACCGUUUAGCUAUUCGAGGCUUAGUGGAUUGGGCAGCUUCUGUACUUCACUUCUUUGUGGUAUGAAAAGCAAUUGUGUUCUCUUAUUCCGGGUCAACAGGGAGGAUUUGCAGCAAUACACUAUUCAAUCUUCUCAGAAGCUGUUGGUGCAAACAUUAAGGUGUUUCUAAAUCCUAAAACAGGAUGUGGUGAUGUUUGUCCUAAGAUUUGGGGUAGCCUUAUUGCUCAAUAUAGUUGCUAUGACUAUACAUCGCGCUUUAACAAAGACUACUACCGGAUUGUGUUAUUCGAGAAG